This is a messenger RNA of Panicum virgatum (switchgrass), 2043 nucleotides long. RefSeq names its product pathogenesis-related thaumatin-like protein 3.5. Gene Ontology annotation, cellular component: extracellular region. Lineage: Eukaryota; Viridiplantae; Streptophyta; Magnoliopsida; Poales; Poaceae. The record is from RefSeq and is a predicted model, not a curated record. Gene Ontology annotation, biological process: defense response. The transcript has 2 exons. The coding region runs from base 630 to 1487 and encodes 285 amino acids.
AUCAACCAUGCCAGCCUAGCUAGCAGACCGAAAUGGAAUGCAUUGCAUGCUCAACAAUAGAUAGAUUUGCUUCCUUGAGAAUCCAAGUUCCACUCUGUUUUAAUUUGCACACAACCUGCAGCGUUUUGCUUGCAUUCCCAGUUUUUUGAAACUAACUGCUCCUGCUCUGGGGCUCUGGGCUGGAGGAGAUUGCAGCUUGGGGCACAGGUGGCCAAAUUGGGCCGGGUCACGACAUGUGCUGGUACAUGGGCCUAUAAGACACAUUCGAAUUGGACCAGGCAGGUGUCACAUUAACACCAUGUUACAUACAUGUUACUCUCUACCCCUCAAAAAAAAAUGUUACAUACAUGUUACUCCCUAUAUAGAAUAGAAUAGCAUGAUAAGAAUCGGUAUGCAAGAGACGGGGGGAAAAGGAAGGAAGGAUUGACAGGAAUGGAAUGGAAUCUGGACAGGGAAAGGAAGGGACAACUCCCUAGCUGCAAGUCUGCAUUGCAACGCAAGCAAGGUGGUUUACCUUACCUAGCUUGUUGCUCGGGACCUCUCGUAUUCUUUGGUUUCGAUCUCUCCACCCCCACGCUAAACAAGCUAGCUAUUAAAUCGGCUCUGCUGUGCCGCCCUGUGGUGCAUGCAUGUAUCAUCAACAGCUCAACAUGGAGAAGCUGAAAUUGCUGCCUCUCCUCUGCUUCUUGCUCUUGUCGGGUGCCGCGGAUUCUGCCCGCGUCUUCACCAUCAUCAACCAGUGCAAGACGGUGAUCUGGCCGGCGGUGACCCCCGGCGAGAGCUUCGGCGGCGGCGGGUUCGCGCUCCGGCCCGGGCAGUCGAUGGUGUUCACGGCGCCCGUGGGGUGGUCGGGCCGCAUCUGGGGCCGCACCGACUGCAGCUUCGACGCGUCCGGCAACGGCUCCUGCGCCACGGGCUCCUGCGGCUCCUCGCUCCGCUGCGGCGCCUCGGGGGCGCCUCCGGCCAGCCUCGCCGAGUUCACGCUCGCCGCCGUCGACUACUACGACGUGAGCCUGGUGGACGGCUUCAACCUGCCCAUGGUGAUCAAGCCGGUGGGCGGGCAGGGUGGCAACUGCAGCGCGGCGGGGUGCGACGGCGACCUGCGGCAGACGUGCCCGCCGGAGCUGGCGGUCAAGGUCGGCGGGCGCACGGUGGCGUGCCGGAGCGCCUGCGACGUGUUCGACACGGACCAGUACUGCUGCCGGGGCCAGUUCGGGAACCCGGGGACGUGCCAGCCCACCUUCUACUCGAAGAAGUUCAAGGCGGCGUGCCCCACCGCCUACAGCUACGCCUACGACGACCCCAGCAGCAUCUUCACCUGCUCCAACGCCGACUACAUCAUCACCUUCUGCUCCAACACCAAGCAGUCGGCCUGCUCCUACCACAACAACCGCCUGGUGUGCUCAUCAUCAUCCAGACGGAGCGGCGGCGGCUCAACCCUCAUCAUGCUGCUCUUCACUAGUGUUUUCGCACUACUACUGCACUAGCAGUUUAAUUAUCGGAGCCUAAUUGACGAUACCACAGGAUUAAUUGUUCCCUGCUUUAAUUCAUUGUUUGUCCUUUAUUUCUACUACUAGCUAGUCAUGCAUGCAUGGUUGAUCAGUGCUAGCAGUCGACAAAUCACAUGAUUACACUAGUGCAUGUAGUAGGCAAACAAAAUCCCCAAAUUACUAGCGCGAGCAGUAGUGCCGCGCGGGGAGCAGCGCGGCCAGCUAGCAGCGCUUGUCCGAGGACAAGGGGGCUACGGCGGCAGGCGCACAGCCAGCAACUACAGUAUCCCAGUGCAGGGAGGAGCGUGUGGCGCAUGCCACCGUUUCUGGAGGCUGGCGGCAUGUUAGAUGUACCGAGCCAAGCAUCUGGGGGUGGAAAUUACUGAAAAGGCUUUCACCUGGGCUAUGCAUAGGCAUUACUGCAUCACAAACAUUCUAUGAAUUUGCUCGGUAAAUUUGUAAAAGAAUUACUGGGCUUUAAUGUAUGGAAUAACUGGAUCCAUAUAUUACCAAAUCUACACAUGCAUAGGCAUGUCUGGGUGUAUAUAAAAAA